AUGGAAGCACUUGUCAGCGUUCCCCUGGCAACGGCCUUGGAGCCUCGGUUUACUCGUCCAGAAAGUGGGGGCGAUGAUGAUCGUGGCCUCUACCAGACUAGAGAGAUCGGGCACCUGACCUUGAGCAGCUCCCUAACCGGCUUCAUCAAAGGUUCCAACCAGAGUGAGCGAGUAGGGGCAGAGCAGCAGAAGAAGCGGUCAGAGUCACAGAGGAAGCAGGUGGCAGAGAUCGGCCAGGACUUGCAUAGGCCGAGUCCUCAAAGAAGAGCCUCUAAUGGAAGCUGCAGGCCGGGGCCACACUGUGCUUUGCCUCCAGCAGGGAAGACUGUGGGCUACGCUUGCACGAGGGAAUUCCACUGCCAUCAGGAAAUAUUUACAGAGCACCUACUACCUUCCAGGCACCACUGCAGAAACCACGGCCGGAGCCGGGGACAAACAUGGCCCCCUGCCCACGGAGCGAGCAGGAUGCAAACGAGCAGGUGCUUUACCGUCGGCCUCCCGGCCCCAAAACGGCUGCUGAACUUCCACUCAUCACCACUGCAUUUAAAGGCAGGAAAUGCUGGUGCGGGUGUGUUGGGGUCAGGGCAUGGAGCGAAUUCUCACAACCUUCUCCCUUUCUAUAAGAAAGAAAAUCUUCCCCAGAAGCAACUUCUGCAGAUUCGUUUUUCUGUCUUAUUGGCCAGAAAGGAGCCACGUGCCCACCUGUACAUCAGGGACCAUCUGACCUUCCCUGAGAUGAAGCCAUUCUCACCUAAUAGAUACCUGGACAAACAGAGGUUCUGUCCAGAAGGAAUAAAGAGUGUGGCUCUGGGUAGGCAACAGACAGUGCCCGGCACAAUCUCUAUCAUUUACAGGCUGAUGACUAGAAAAGUCGCUUAGCAUCUCUGAGACUCAGCUUCCUCAUCUGUAAAAUGGGUCCAUCUUACAGAUGAGGACACCGAGGCUCAGAGAGGUGUGGUGAGGGGGUCCCUCAUCAUGUAGCUGGUAAGCAAGGAGACAUGGGAUGGGAAGCCAUCAAGGUUCCGAUUAGACAAGUGACAUAAACUGGCUUUACAAGGGUGCCUCUGGCUGCUUUAUAAGGAAGAACGUUUUAGGGGGUCAAUGGGCAGGGCAGAAACAGUGGGGAGCAGUGGGGAAACCAUUGAUUGCAGCAGAGUGCAGGGGGAGGGGAAGGGGCUCCAGGGUGGUAGCUGUGGGCUUUCUCAUCCCAGUAGCUUCUUUGGGACCCAGCAUAGAGCCAGAGAGAGCCGGGGUGUGGAAUAAAUACCCAGUGAAUGAAGGCGUGAGGAAGGGAGAGAGCACAUGACACAAUUCGGGCAGGAGGGAACCAGACAUCCCACGUCUUUGUUGACUGUAGCCUGGGUGAUUUGCACGGUGCCUGCCGCACGGGGAUGCUUCGGUGUUGGGCGGAUAAGUGAGCCAAGUUCGAGGUAGGGAGAUAGGACGAAAAGAGGAAGAAGAAGAGAAAGGAGGGAGAGAGAGGGAAGGGAGAGAGAAAAGGAAGUGGAGGAGGAGAAUGGAAGGGGAAGGAAGCUCCCCUGCAUGGAUAACGACGGUAACUUGGCGACCUCUGCUGGCCAGGACGGCCACUCGUCUGGGCUCAGGAAAGGGGAAUUGGGUCCUUUGGAGUUGUGGCACUCUGAAUUCAGGACUCAAGGAGGAGAUUCCCAGGGCCCUGUCAGCUGG
Panthera uncia (snow leopard) is the source of this 1686-nucleotide messenger RNA. RefSeq lists its product as uncharacterized. The transcript has 7 exons. NCBI's taxonomy places the organism in Eukaryota, Metazoa, Chordata, Mammalia, Carnivora, Felidae. Bases 1 to 879 code for a protein of 292 amino acids. The record is from RefSeq and is a predicted model, not a curated record.